Molecule: messenger RNA, 1818 nt
Organism: Penaeus monodon (black tiger shrimp)
Lineage: Eukaryota; Metazoa; Arthropoda; Malacostraca; Decapoda; Penaeidae
Product: translation initiation factor IF-2-like
Exons: 3
Coding region: 15-1163 (382 amino acids)
Cellular component (GO): extracellular region
Molecular function (GO): chitin binding
Source: RefSeq, a predicted model, not a curated record
CGAAGCUCGAAAUCAUGAAGUCCUGGCAACUCGUCGGAGUUGCUGUGCUGUGCCUGGCGGCUGCUGUAGAGCCGCGCAGCGUGGACGUGGGUCGGGUGAGGCCACGCUCUCGCCCCGUGCCCCCGAGCGGGUAUCGAACCGUCCAGUCAUCAGCGAGCCGUCCCUCUGCUCCUGCUGAGACUCCUGCUCCCCCGCCUCCUGCAGAAACCCUCCUCAAGCCCGGCUUCAAGAUUGUGACUGAACUGCCCAAGCCCAAGCCCGGCUUCUACCUCAACCGACAAUUCGGCUCCGAUGCCCGGGAGAGGAAGGCCAAGGCUCUCGCGUCCGACGGCGGGGCCGCGGGCCUCCCUCGCCCCAAGGAGGCCUUCUUCCUCAACCGCCAGUUCCAGCCGGAUUACAAGCCCAGGAGGCCCAAGGACCAGCCUGCGAAGGUGAUCGAGGAAAACGGCCGAUACUGGAAGGUCGUCGGGCUUCCGGAGCCAGACGAAUCCUUCUAUCUGAACCGUCAGUUCAGGAAUAACCCCGCGACUCCCAAGAAGGUGUCCUCCGACCCUGUCGCGAAAAAGGAAAUCUUCCUAGUGAAGGAAAGCACCGAAAGACCUCGCGUGGUCCAGACUCCAUCGCCAGGCACCGUUGAGCAGGGCGUGCGCAUCGCCUCCGGCCAGACGGCGCCGCAGCGGCCGAAGCCCAGCGCCAGUUUUUACGACGCCUUCCGUGCGCCUCGUCCCAGCACGGCGCCCCAGGCCUCCAGGCGCCCCUCACCGCCCCAGCCCGCAAAUCCCUCUGCUGUCGGCGUCGCGCCAGUGUCAGGCCUUCGGCAGGGGGGCGGGCAGCGAGGGCAGCCGCAGCAGACGCAGGCGGUGGAAGCGCCCUCUGGCACCUCGGGAUCGAGAAGGAGAACCCACCUCGUGACGGCCCAGGCGCGCCCUCAGCGGGACGAGGCGCCGUCCGCGGGCACAGGCUUCAGCUGCCACGGGAGGCCGUACGGUUACUACGCCGACGUCGAGUCCGGUUGCCGGGACUACCACAUCUGCAACCCCGUCAGCUUUGCCGGAAAGUUCGUUCAGUACUAUAAAUACAGCUUCUCGUGCGGCCCCGGGAUGCAGUGGGACUCCCAAGCGAACUCGUGCGUGCCGGCCGCCCUCGCCACCCCAUGCACCUAAGGCGCGUCUGCGGCCCGAGUCUUCCUGUGUUUGUGCUUGUCUGCGUAUUCUCUGCCUUUGUUUGUUCCUGCCAUGAAAACCUUCUGUCGAAAUUUCACAUUGGAAUACAUAAAAACAAUAUGAAAAAUUUAUUGUAAAUGUUUUAGUUCAUAUCAUUAUCAUAUGUAAGCAGGUAUCUCCCUUGGUUAUUUUGGGAUUCUAAUGUUUCAGUAUUCUCUGACAUACACCAAUGACACCCAACAUAACAUUCUGACAUCACUGCUUACAACUAACAUACAGACUCAUACACUGACCCUGUCCGAAUAAAUAGGGUGUGACUUCUCUUAGAAACCUCAAAAUCACAUCAGAAACCCCAAGACAGUAUCAGAUAUGUAAUAAAUAUUUGAUAUCUGCAGAUAGAUGCUCUAGGUCUAGGUCUCGAAAUAUCAAUAUCUGUAGAAAUGCAUAGAAAAUGUUAUUAAAUUUCUUCCUUGGGAAAUACGAAACCACGAGAUAGAGGCAUUUUUCCAUAGAUUUUACGACAUUAUGAUUUUCUGCGGGAAUUUUUAACAAAGGCAUAAAAAGUAUAAAACGAAACAAUAUUCAUGGGCAGGAAUAAAGCCUGCAAAUAAAAAAUGCAUCAUAUCGAUGUUUAAAAAUAAAUUCUAAUAGAGUA